Triplophysa dalaica is the source of this 1911-nucleotide messenger RNA. RefSeq lists its product as uncharacterized. Gene Ontology annotation, cellular component: external side of plasma membrane; membrane raft. Gene Ontology annotation, biological process: interleukin-15-mediated signaling pathway; T cell activation; positive regulation of ERK1 and ERK2 cascade. The record is from RefSeq and is a predicted model, not a curated record. The transcript is spliced from 7 exons. The annotation marks the transcript as partial. NCBI's taxonomy places the organism in Eukaryota, Metazoa, Chordata, Actinopteri, Cypriniformes, Nemacheilidae. Gene Ontology annotation, molecular function: MHC class II protein binding; protein tyrosine kinase binding.
UACAGCUUAUUUUCUUUCGAUUAGCGAGUUGUUGCAGUGCUAGAGUUUGGUAACGUUACCGUCUUUCAGUGUUAGGACGACCAGGCUCGAUGUAUUCUCUGAGAGCAGACCAACAUAAUGCUAAUAAUUACAUUUAACGUUACUAUGCUCCUGAGGCUGAAUGUAACAGGGUUUUCCUGCGUUAUGAUUUUUUUCCCAGCCGAUAAGCAAGUGAUAUUGCAAGCGAGGUGCCGGAACAAAUCGUAUGAUGUUUAUCUAGGCUAACGCUCAACACUUUAAAAGCUAACGUUACGUUAACUUUCAGAGGUGGAGGUCUUGAGUUACGUUACUACACUCUAAAUAAAGAAAAUUAAGUUACAUGACAUUGACUUCGAGUCUUGAGAACGAAUAUUCUAAAGUCUCGAACCGCAUGCCUUGAUAAUGACUUGUUUUUUGGGGGUUUAAACAUUUUACCUGUUUUUAGUUUAUAAUUUUCCAGCUGGGCUGGUUGUGAUAAAAGGCAGUGUAACAGGAUGAAAAGGCAGGGAGAUAUUCAGUAUUUUUCUGCAUAGAAAAAGCCAUGCCAGCCAGUGAGGGAGAGUCCGCGUGAUGGUUUAACGUUACACACAGUGAGUUCAGAGCCUGCCUGCUCAACAGGAGACCUCUUGGUUCAGGAAGAUUUGAGCAUGAAUCAGAACAGCCCUGUACACCCAGCUGUCUCUAGGGAUGAAACAGAUGAGAGUGAAAGUGAUGUGAAAGAGAUGGAUACUUGUCACCCACCUUCAGAAGUGUAAUCUGAGCUUCCACUUACUUCUGAUACUGCUCUUACUGGACCUGAUGACAGAAGAAGAAUGGAGAAGUGAUCAUCUCUGCUUGGUUGAAUGAAGUUGGAGAAAACCUUUUUCAAGUUAACCCUGUUAAAGUCUCUGACAACAAAAGUCAUAACUGAUCCCUGUGUCCAAUUAUUUUAAGACAACAGAAGUAUUUUACAAAUAUUACUAAAGUACAGAAUUGUAGGCCGUUAUUGUGUCAUGACUCAGUCGAUGAGAAAAGAGGAAAUGAGAAACACAGGAAGAGUUACAAAUGUUCUCAUGAAGAACUAUAAGUAGAUGAUGAGAAGAGACUCAGUAAGAGAAACACAACAUGACUGAGAAGAGUGAUAUAUGUCUGCUGGGACUGAUCCUUCUCUCUUCACUAUUCACAGGUGUGAGUGAAGCAGAAGUGACUCAUGUGUUCAUCAGUUCUGGUGAAAGUGUGUCUCUGUCCUGUAAUGAUGCUCUUCAUCAAUGCUCCUCAACUACAUGGAUCUACAGUAAUUAUACAAGAUCAUCUGAAGUAGAAGUGUUUACUGGAGGAAUAAAUAAGAAUAACACAGAGAGAUCUGAGAGACUGAGUCUGACAUCUGACUGCUCUCUCAACAUCUAUAAAACAACACAACAUGAUGGUGGAGUUUACACAUGCAGACAAUAUGUGAAUGGACAUCAUCAUGAACCUGAUUCACGUGUUAAUCUACAUGUUCUUCAUGUGUCUUCAUCAUCAUCAUCACAGACUGAGAUAAGAGCAAACACAUCUCUCACUUUCUCCUGUCAGCUGUUUACAUAUGACUGUGAUUAUGAGUUCAGUUAUUAUGGAUACCAGCUGUUGUGGAUGAAUCAGACUGAUGUUGAUCUACAGACAGACUCCAGAUAUCAGAUUAGAUCAGAUAAACUCUGUCUCAUCUCUCUGACUACAACACUCGUGAAUGAAGACGACAACACAGAGUUGAGAUGUGUGCUCAAACACAAGAAUGACAUCAAGACCUCAGUCACAUAUACUGUCAGAUUUACAGAUUCAAACAAGAUUCUAGUGACCACCACAAACCCUGAGAGAUUCUCAACUCUUAACACACCAGAAACUACACAACAACAAGGUACAUUAUCGGCGUUUGUGUGU